GACUUAAUCCACCGUUAUCUAGACAGCCUCAAUCAAUUUUUACUUAUUAUUGAUACAACUCAAUCAUUUGUAGCGCUCUAGCGCACGGAAUACCAAACCAAUGGCCCUGACCUCUCCCCGCAGACAACUCUGCCGUCAUCUCCAACUUCUCCAAUGCCGACGUCAACAAUCCCACGACUUCUCGACCAGUCGAGAGCACAAUGCGGAUUUUACUCAUGCGGUAGUUGGCGGAGGAGUUGUGGGUCUGGCGAUUGCCCGUCAACUCGCCGCACGACAAGGCGCGAGCACGAUCCUACUUGAAAAACAUGAUGCCGUGGGUACGGAGACAAGUAGUCGCAAUUCAGAGGUCAUCCAUGCAGGCAUAUACUACCCCUCCAACUCCCUAAAAACUCGACUAUGUAUCGGCGGUAAAAACAAAUUAUACGCCUACUGCGCCGAAAAACAAAUUCCGCACCGAAAUACAAAGAAAUGGAUCGUUGCACAAACGGAUAGUGAAUGGGAAGCAUGUCUGAAUCUGCACGAGCAUGCAAAACAAAUCGGCGUUCCGACGAGGUUUGUCACUCAAGAGGAAGCAGCGCGUAGAGAACCUGAUGUACGCGCUGAAGCGGGGAUAGUCGAGUCUCCGACGACGGGAAUAGUAGAUGUUCAUUCCUUGAUGGCCUGUCUUCAAGGUGACUUUGAGAAUGCGGGAGGUGAUAUUGCCUUCCAGACGGAGGUCACACGUAUUGAGUCGAUUGAGAAUGGGAGGGGAGGAUAUGAGAUUUUUGCAUCGUCACCUGGACAAGACGAAGAGUCUUCUAUAACAACAGAGACAGUCAUUAACGCCGCCGGGCUCUAUGCAUGCCAUAUAAACAAUAUGAUCCUCCCAUCCUCUCGACACAGACAACCUUUCUACGCCAAGGGGACAUAUUUCUCCUAUGGCGUUUCCCAUCCGAAGCCAUCAACCUUAAUAUAUCCGGCCCCGGUACCAGGUCACGGCGGUCUAGGAACCCAUCUGACCUUAGACAUGGGCAACAGAAUCCGUUUCGGUCCAGAUGUAGAAUGGACCACCAACCCAACAGACUACAAACCGUCACCGGCACGCUUGCAACAAGCCCUCCCCGAAAUCAAACGGUAUCUGCCUUCCAUUGAUGUCAACGCCAUUGAGAUUGAUUAUUGCGGCAUUCGACCGAAACUAGGUCACGGAAGUGCGAAUACCGCUGGAAAGGGGUUUCAGGAUUUUGUGAUUCAGAGAGAAGAUGGGUUUAAAGGGUUUGUGAAUUUAUUGGGGAUUGAGAGUCCUGGUUUGACUAGUUCGUUGGCUAUUGGGGAAAUGGUUGAAGGAUUACUGUAUCGAUGAUUUCACGGUUUGGGGUGGAAGUCAUGUAAAGUGCAGGUAUACUUAGGAUUGUACAUCAUUGGGUUAUUCGUAGCUAGAUUACUGUCGUAGAGCCAUAUAUACAGACAUAGACAUAUACUACAUAUUUCAAUUCUCGUAGUUCAGGCGAUGGAGUUGGUACUCACCAUUGCAUCUCACCGACAUCUGAUCUCGACGCUGCAGCAGGCGUUAGGCUUCGACGCACGAAGCUGUGAAAACCUUGCCCCGGCUUGCCGCAGCAUGGUCACACUAUAUCAGUUGGGAAUACAGUUACUUGGAGACGCAGAAAUCACGUUUCCACCAGUUUGGCCCACCCAUGCUUUGAUAGAAUUGUGUCAUGAACUCAUAAUCAUCAAUCAUGCACAACACUCAAUCGACGUCCAUCAAAACAUCACUCAUAAUAUGAAGCACAUAACUAAACCUGCGUACGCUCCAUUUCCCCGUAUCCUUGAGCAGACCGCCAUAAUCCAACAAUAUCCGUCGCGCCGAUUGAUAACCGCCCUGAUGCGGAACACCGCGGACAUAGAUCGUACCACCAUGACGGAUGAAAUUUAUCGAUUGGUCGUCAAUUGUUCUCGAGCCUGGGUUGCUGCUUUGUGGCUCCAUAAAGCCUGCGAAUCCCUCCGUGCCGACCUGUUGCCAGUCAAUGUCUUCUAAUAGUUCGAUUGAGGUGGCGCCUGCUUGUGUUUCUGCAGAACGUGGCACCAUGUAGAUGUACAAUCCUAGUAUGAGGGCAGCUGAGAACAAGGCGUGCACAGACUGAAACAUGGUAUCGUCAGAUGCCUUACGGUUAGAUAUUUCUUUGAAUAUUUGUGCUGCGUGUAGACAUGCGCGACGAGCAGCUGGCGUUUGUGUCCAGGCUGCAAUGUCGUCGAGUGCCUUUCGAGCGGGAGCUGCCCCAUUACGGC
This is a messenger RNA of Talaromyces stipitatus ATCC 10500, 2265 nucleotides long. Its product is annotated as FAD dependent oxidoreductase, putative. Bases 101 to 1339 code for a protein of 412 amino acids. Lineage: Eukaryota; Fungi; Ascomycota; Eurotiomycetes; Eurotiales; Trichocomaceae. Gene Ontology annotation, molecular function: (S)-2-hydroxyglutarate dehydrogenase activity; (S)-2-hydroxy-acid oxidase activity. The transcript is spliced from 3 exons. The record is from RefSeq and is a predicted model, not a curated record. Gene Ontology annotation, cellular component: mitochondrion.